GUUGUUUGACAGCAGUGCGUAGUUUUGCCCCAGUCCCUAACUCUGUCAGCCAAUAGCUGCGCAGCUAGCGUGUUCCGCACGGCUGGGUCACUCGUCUGCUGGUUUAGUGUUUGUAAGCUGGUGUCCUGGCCAGCAAUAUGGGCUCUGAAGAUCUGGACGAAGCCCUGGAGAAGGUCCUGAACGGAGACGGACUGGAGGUCACAAGUUUCGAUUCGGUGCCCGAGCAGCUGAGGCCCGUCGCCCUGAGGAAGACCGUGUGCUAUAUAGUAGGCGCGGUGAUCUUUAAUGCAAAGGAGGAGGUGCUGAUGGUGCAGGAGGCGAAGAGGGAGUGCUACGGGCACUGGUACCUCCCCGCAGGCCGUAUGGAGCAGGGGGAGAGCAUUCAGGAGGCUGUGCAGAGGGAGGUCAGAGAAGAGGCCGGGGUGGACUGUGAGCUGGUCACCCUGCUGCUGGUGCAGGAACAGGGGCUGCGGUGGAUCCGCUUCACCUUCCUCGCUGAGGUUACAGACGGGAAUCUGAAGACGACAGCUGAGGCUGACUCAGAGUCUCUGCAGGCUCAGUGGUGGGAUCGAGAGACUCCUCUUCCUCUCCGUUGCCAGGACAUCUUGCCCCUUAUUGACGCCGGCCUCAAAUAUCGCCGGAAGCCGUGGUUCCCCGUGUGCCAGCCUGUUGACCUGCCCUGCGAAGUGGUCUGUCAGAGACUGCUGCUGGCCUUCGCCAACCCUAAAAACGGUGACGAGGAGAGUGUAUGGCUGUUGCUAGGCAACCACACUGUUGACACUGAUGUGGAGAUGCCGCCUCACCUUCCUGUGGUGGUGGUGACGCACUCGGUCACGUGGGCAGGACAGCGGCUGGUCAAACAGUGCAUGGCCUCGUCCUAUUCCGCUCUGAACGUGAAAGUCUGCGGGAUCCUGGGCGUGCAGCAUAACGGGAGAAUUCACGGCAAAACGGACGGGCUCUGUUUCAACACGCUAGUGACGCUGGAAUAUUUAGACGAGGGUGUGGCAGAACUUCACAGCCCACCGCCUUUGGAGAGCGAGGGUUACAGAUGGCAUGAAGUGACCAAUCAGAGCCUUAGGAUGAACAUACUGCAGAGGAUAAAAGAUGCGUCAGUCCUGCCUGUGCACAGCCUCUGCUGACUGUCCAUAAUUAGGUCUUAAAGGACUGCACUAAAGGAACAGUGACCGGAGGACAUUUGAAUCCAAGUUAGUUAGUUUAUACUGAAUAUACAGAACUUACAACACACUAAAUGAAUUUAAAGGGACCAGCAAUAUUAAUUUAGCCACUACUGAGCAAAGCGGUUCAUGUGUUCAUGGUAGAAAAGCUCUAAAUGUUCAGGAAUAAAAACGGUAUUUAUUGCUUUACUGCACAACA
This is a messenger RNA of Pygocentrus nattereri (red-bellied piranha), 1374 nucleotides long. It is a transcript of the gene nudt18, whose product is annotated as nudix (nucleoside diphosphate linked moiety X)-type motif 18. The record is from RefSeq and is a predicted model, not a curated record. Lineage: Eukaryota; Metazoa; Chordata; Actinopteri; Characiformes; Serrasalmidae. The transcript is spliced from 4 exons. The coding region runs from base 138 to 1139 and encodes 333 amino acids. Gene Ontology annotation, molecular function: magnesium ion binding; 8-oxo-dGDP phosphatase activity; 8-oxo-GDP phosphatase activity.